This is a messenger RNA of Hyaloscypha bicolor E, 1723 nucleotides long. RefSeq names its product acid protease. Gene Ontology annotation, biological process: proteolysis. The transcript has a single exon. Gene Ontology annotation, cellular component: fungal-type vacuole. Gene Ontology annotation, molecular function: aspartic-type endopeptidase activity. The coding region runs from base 30 to 1451 and encodes 473 amino acids. Lineage: Eukaryota; Fungi; Ascomycota; Leotiomycetes; Helotiales; Hyaloscyphaceae. The record is from RefSeq and is a predicted model, not a curated record.
UAGAAAUUUAUCGUCUGCUUCUAUUCACCAUGCACUCGUCUAUUUUCCCUUUCAUUUCCCUUUGUAUAUCUACAUGUGCAAUUAAGGCAUCGGAGCUGUCCCACCCACGUACUCUCCACCUUCAACGAAAAGCAUCUUUCAACACAACGCAACUCCCAUCUUACAGCACUCAGCUCACAUCAUGGCAUACGGGAUACGAGCUAACGUUCCAGACGGAAGUAACAUUCGGCAACCAAACCCUCUCAGUCUUGGUCGACACCGGGAGCAGCGACAUAUGGGUUCUCGGCCCCAACUGGGUCUGCAUCAACGAUACCAGCAAUGCGACUCUUCCUCAAGAAGCAUGUACCUAUGGAUCACAGACCUACACACCCAGCACCACCUUCCACGAAAUUUCCGAUAUGUACUUCGGCGAACUACUCGGAGCGGGUAGGGUCAGCGGGCUCUUUGGGCUGGAGGACGUGACGCUCGGAGGAAUAACAGUCACAAGUCAACAUAUCGGCGUCGUCAACACAUCCUCGAAUUUUGGAGACGGCGUUUACACCGGGAUAGUAGGUUUCGGGUAUCCAUCCAUGACGUCGAGCCACAACGGCUCAAUAGUCAAUGCCGACAAUACGACAUACUCUGUCAACGCCAGCACGUACAAUCCCUUGUUCAAUAGCAUGGCUCAGGAAGGCUUGGUGGAGGAGGCGUACUUCAGUAUUGCGCUCGAGAGAACACCUUUCAAUGCCACCACCGGUCCAGGCGGAUAUCUCACCCUCGGAGGCCUCCCCCCGGUAUCCUAUAACCCCAAAUUCGCCACCGUCCCCGUAGAAAUCGCACCCCUACCCACAGAAAUCACCGGCGGUAUUGCAAAUUCCCGCUCAUGGUGGGCUAUAAACAUCUCCGGCAUAAUAUUCAGUCCUGCCUCAAACCCACACAACACAACCACGAACUCUACCACCGCACUCGCUGUCGUCGAUACAGGAAACUGGUUUAACUACGUCGAUCCAGAGACCGCGAGCGGUAUUAAUGAUUUGUUCGAGCCGCCUGGACAGUGGAAUAUGGAAACUAGUCCCAUUACAUAUACCAUCGACUGUAAUGCACGAGCGCCAAACCUAGGCUUUACUAUAGGGGGCCAAACUUUCUUUCACAAUGGUAUGGAUCUGGUGUAUCGUGUGGGUGAUGGGACUUGUGUUUCGGCUGUGGUGUCGAAUGAGGGUGUCCAGCUCUAUGGAUUGACGGGCGUUAUUCUCGGCGACACUUUUCUUAAGAAUGUGGUGGCGGUUUUCGAUUUCGGUAAUAAUGAGAUGAGAUUUGCGGAGAGAACGGAGGGUAGGAGUAAUACAUCCUCUAUCUCUCCGCCUUCGCCUGUUUCUUUAAUGAGCGCAGCGUCAUCAGUUACUUGGCAUUUGUUAUCCUUAAUUGUUAUCGCCACGACGAGUAGUGUUUUUUUUUUAGUUUCUUUUAUUUAGCGCUUUAAAUAUAUCGGAAAUGUCGAUUUACCGGUAUUAUAGUUUUGGAGGUGUGGGAUGUUUUGGGUAGUGAUGGGUUUGGCUUUGUUGGCCAGGUUGGGUAGUCGUGGUCUGAUUCUGUGUAUGGCAGUAGCUUGCUUGAACUUCAACACUUGCUGGCAAACCAAAUACUGCGUAACAUCGCUCAUCCCUUCUAUCUAAAGACCCACCUUUUAAAUUGCUACUGCUGUAGGUGUAAAUGAGGUUGUCGUGUUCGAGUUGUGACAUCAACU